Aureococcus anophagefferens is the source of this 4253-nucleotide messenger RNA. RefSeq lists its product as hypothetical. Gene Ontology annotation, biological process: autophagy; endosomal vesicle fusion; vesicle-mediated transport. The transcript is spliced from 6 exons. The coding region runs from base 109 to 3852 and encodes 1247 amino acids. Gene Ontology annotation, cellular component: membrane; cytoplasm; COPI vesicle coat. The record is from RefSeq and is a predicted model, not a curated record. Gene Ontology annotation, molecular function: structural molecule activity. Lineage: Eukaryota; Pelagophyceae; Pelagomonadales; Pelagomonadaceae.
CUUCCGCUGCUGGGCCUACCGCUGCUACUGGGCAGUGGCUCUGGAUCUACCGCGGCCCCGUAUCGCCGUAAAGGUAAUUUUUAUUGCGGGCACCGUCUGCCUGUCUGCAUGAUGCAAUUAUCUUGGACCGUGUUUGAACCUCUUCCGAUCGCAAACUAUUAUGAACGGCAUGUCUCAAGCUGUGCUAUGUCUAACGUGCAAAAAGGCAGAGGUAAAAGACGUUUUUUCACAGGAACGAGUGAUGGAGCUUUGAGUGCAUAUUACUGCCGCGAGGAAACUUUAUCGGGAUAUGAGGCAACGAUGAUCGAACUAAUGAGGACGCCAACUCGGGAUCGCUCCUGUGUAUCACAGUUAGCAACAUUUGAUGCACAAGCAGUACUGUUUGCGAUCGUGGACGGUAUCGUAGUUGCAUACGAUACAAACUCCCUAAGAGCGACCGCCCAUGUGCGGGAUGCUCGGGGUGUGCUUUUUUUCUCAGCGCACGCACCGUCGCGGACGCUGAUACUUUUCCUUAAGAAAAGAAUUAAAGUCUAUGUUUGGCAACGAGGGGGCAUCCUGAAGGAUGUCAAACGAGAGUACACGCUUCCUGAGACGCCCAGUUCGGCAUACCUCGGAGAUGAAUGUAAUGCCAACAAAGCGACAAUUGCUCAAAAGAAGCGUGGUGUCUUUAGUGCUCUUGGAGUCAGCAACCCCAAGGAAAUGCCUGACGGAUCGUCACCAGAUCUGUUCAUACGAAAGCUGUUAGAUGCUCCCGGCGGCACAGGGCCCUCUCUGAUUUUAUCUGGCAAUCAGUCUUCACGGAACGAUGAACGAUUGCUCGUGUCAUCACAGUCAAGAGGCAUUCUCUUCAACCUUCGUGCUAUUUCUGCGUACCUAACUUUGCCUUUUAAGUCCGUGCCGAAUCCAACAGAAGAACGCAUCGCUUGGUCAAGCGCACCGAUCGUCUUGAAGACUGCAUCGGCAUUUGUACUUGCUCUUCUUGAAAGUACCAUAGAGGUACAUUUUGUGGCAACACUGACACAUAUCCAGACAAUCUCACUAGGCAAUGGAUUUACUGCGACUGCAUUAUGCGGGGGGGCUCUUGAUGAGUCUUAUGAUGUUGAGUCAAAGUCGGUCGUAGACGUCUCGACUGCCACAGAUGAUUCAGAAUUCCAGAAAUUCGCUGGGACUGUCGCUGGGAGUUUGGGAGUUCACGAGGGACAGCGCGAUUGCGACAAGCAUAGGAAAAGGAAGUCAAUACCCCCCUCCUGCCUUGGGAAUCUUUAUUGCUUUGGGGACAGGAAGGGGGUUGUGCUACAGAUGUUGCCUGUUGGCCGUCAACUCCAGGCUCUGCUAGAUUCAGCUAGAUAUGAAGACGCUCUUGCUUUGUGUGCAUCUUGCACAGACUGUCGUCACGAAGCACUCAUCAUCGAAGAGCGGUACGCGUACGCCCUAUACAGCCGGGGUGACUUUGAAGGUGCAUCACAGCACUGGCUGAAUGCAGAGGCUGCGCCAGAGGCCGUGGCAGAGCUCUUCCCAUCGAUUUGCCCGCCUGAGCUAUCCCUACUUUUAGCGUCAAAGAAAACAUCGCUUCAGACUUCGGAUCAAUCCGGUACUAGUAUGCCGGAAAAGUACGACGCGUUGUUACUAAAACCCAUCCUUCGUGGCGCAAGCUUGAGUCGCGCGGCUGCUGCGAUCGCAAGUUUCUUCGCAGUCGCACGCAGAAGGCUCAUCUCAUGCGUUACAGAAUAUAGCGAUGGCAAUAGAUCCUCCAAGUGCGAUGCUAGUGAGGUGCAGGAUACGCAGCUUGUGCUCGUGGAUACGAUGCUUAUCGCAGCGUGGCUUCAGUGUUCACCGCCGAGAGUCGAGGAUGUUGUCUUCUUGCUACAAGAUCCAAGCCAGCAGUGCGAACUCGAAUAUGUUGCCCCCCUUUUAGCCGCUGGCGGGGCUUUAUACGCCGAACCUCUGCUUUGGCUCUACAGAAGCAAACAGGCUCACCAGAGGGCUCUAGCACUCCUCGUAGAAGACCGCUGCUGCGCAGAGAAUAAUGAGGGUUCUCAAGCCUGGGAUCGUGAUCGAUUUCGAUGCUGGAAGGCAAGGUAUUUACGCUGGCUCUGGUUUUCGGGUGAGCCUAGAAAUGCAAGUCUUGCAAUAGAGCAUGCCGCCCCCGUCUUUAGUACUGCACCAGCGCUUGGUCUCGCAGUUUUUACUGGCGCUAAAAUUAGUGUCAGAGAUGAUCAAGACGAUAUAAUCAUGCCACUACCUAUCAGAAAUGGCGGUGCAGGUAUGACUGCGCGAGAUGUUGUUGCGUGGAUGAAAGAGUUAGGAUCGAUUAAGCGCAUGCAACAAAGUGACCAGAUACUCGACACAAGCCUCUGGCACGCAACCUUGAGGACGUCCCUUGAGUGCCAAGGAUACGAAGCUCAGCUAGUCCCGUUGGAUUCUGGAGCUUCACUUGCCUGUGUUUAUCUCAGCCAACUAGUUUGUGCUGGCGAAAAGUCUCCCUUGCUGCACAAUGAGCUUGCGUAUCUUCUUCUUGACAGCCUGAAGCAGGUUGGUGCCACUGAUGCCAAGAGAGCGAACAUUUACAGACUGCAGCUCCGUCUAUUCCUUAAGACUUCGAAGCACUACGAAGCUGAGGUGCUUCUAUCCUGGCUCCCCACCUAUUUUCUUCAUGAGAGAGCGCUAGUAUUCGCGCGCCUGCAAAACCACCUCGCCGUAUUAAAUGUAUAUACAGAGGGCUUGAAAGAUGAUGGUCUCGCAGAGGACUAUUGUGCCAAUGUCUGGCAAGAGGCCGAACGGGCUCGAAACAUGACCCUUGUCGCAACAAGUAAAGAUGCUGAAAGCCAUCAAAGUGAAACUAAGUUUCCCAUUACGAGUUCGCUCGAUGUCUAUCUGACCCUCGCGCAAUGCUACUAUUCAGAGUCUUUGGACGUGCCAACUGAGGCAAACCAUCUAGAUGCACCAAGAAAGACAACCUUUAUCAAGGCGCUUGACCUCUUGCAUCGUCAUAUCAAUAAGACUGACCCCGUCGACGCUUUAGAUGCGCUUCCUAACGACGUGUCUCUGCAUCUCUGUGUUGACUUUCUGAAGCUUUUGGUCCGUUCAUCGGAGUCCGAACGCCGCGCUGCUCUUGUCGAGCAUAAUCUGCUAAGAGUCGAGUUUGUGAAUCUUAAAUAUGAACUCACGCAAGAACAAAUCAAACAACAGUCAAAAGUGUCUGCUGUUCCUGAGCUCACACGCCUUGGGCGCGUCAUCUCUUCCCUCGCGCCUGUUGUCUUGAGUGCACAAGCCGAGGGCACUGAAUCCUAUCAUUUUCACAUAACAAACAAUGCAAAAGGCCAACAAAUGCAAAACGUUCGUAUCCAUGUCGAGUCCCUUAGUGAUGCCGAUCUCUAUGUGCACGAUUCUGAUGUGCCCCUUGAGAAUCUCCCCUUUAAGUCGACUGGUUCAUGCUACGUCGUCUUUCGUACUCAUCCCACAAUUGGCAUUGUAACGACGCUAUUCUCAUGCGAACUUCGCUUCUCCGUUGUCGUAGAAUCUGGAGAUUCACAUGUGCCAGGGUUUUAUCUCGAAGAGAUUCCUCUACCAAACCUCGAGUCCCCUUAUUCUACAAUAUGGAACUCCAUUGCACCAAGUUUAAAUACGCAAAACUUUCCAUCCGUUCUUCCAUACAUCAAACGACUCGAUUUUGUCUUUAUUUGUAAGGCAAAACCACUUAAAUCGAGAGGUUCGGUCGCCCAAAACGGACGCGUCGAACAUGUCCAUAGCAGUAUCUGGGAAGAAUGUGAAGUUAAGUCAGCCAUGUUCAUUAUGUUGCUUCCUCCCGACAGACUUAAUCGUCGUUUCGUAAUACGGAUCAACCAAAUUUGAUUAGUGAAUGCACCCGCAUGAGGCUUUGCUCUAUUUCAGCGACCUGGAGCAAAAGAGUGGCCGAAACAAAGCCAGCCCCAGUCCCAUAUUGAAGUUCAUAUUGAACAUACAGCCCUAUGUUGAAGUAGGGUCGUCGUCAGCCUCCGCUGUCAGCCUCCAGGCGCUCAUCCCGGACGCAAUACCCCGGGUGCAAUAUCCCGGAUGCAAUACCCCAGGCCCUGGAGGAAUGCAUGUGGACACGGGAAACCCAACGAAGCUGAGUUUGCGGCUUGCCCCUCUCCCUAGCACUGUCAAUCACCAAUUUUUUUCAGGAGCUGCGCGCGCGGGGAAGAUGGCCGAGUUUGAAGGGGCACCCCAGUUCGGGAAGUACGGGCUCGCGCCGAACUUAAAGGAUCGCCAAU